GCAGAAGGAAGUCCCAGCUGGCUCGUCUUUCUUGUGCAAGGCAUUAUGACGAUCAUCACCACAUGGCAAGCCGUUUGGCUGCUUUUUGGAGUGUUCCUUCUCAAUCGCCUUUGCCUAGUCCUUUAUCGGGUCUUCCUCCACCCUCUGUCCCAAUUCCCAGGCCCAAAGCUUUAUGCAGCCUCAUACCUUCCCUAUUUAUACCAAAAUAAGAUUACCGGAACCUUCAUCAAAAAUAUGCCUAAGAUGCAUGAGAUCUAUGGCCCGAUCAUUCGUAUAUCCCCUAACCAGCUCGCCAUCGACGGGUCCAUCGGAUGGUCCGAGGUCUUCGCCCGUCAUUCCAACGUCCCCGAGUUCGAAAAGACACCGACGUUUUAUGGUCCAAGAAAUGGAAUUGGCAUCUUACCUGCUCGGCAGGAGGAUCAUCAGCGCCAGCGUCGUCUCAUAGCGUACGCUUUCUCAGCAGCCGCCUUGACUGAGCAAGAGUCGUACCUCAAAUACUAUAUCGAUAUCCUGAUCAAACGCCUGAGAGAACGCAUGUUAGCGGGGGUCCCCGUUGACAUGACUAGAUGGUAUAAUUAUCUGACCUUCGAUAUAAUCGCGGAAUUGUCGUUUGCAGAAUCUUUCAACUGCCUCGAAAAUUCCGAUUAUCAUCCCUUGGUCGCUAUGGUCUUCAGCGGCAUCCGGGGCAACGCCCGUACAUCAUUCUUUGAGCAGUACCCCCUUCUACGCCCUCUGGUCAACUUCAUGGCGACGAAGGACGACAUGGAGAAACGACGACAGUAUUACGCGAUGGCUCGUGCUAAGACAGAAAAGAGGAUUGCUCUAGGAGCCGACACCCGGAGGGACUUUAUGACCUACAUCCUCCGCAAUAAUAAGGAUGGAACGGGCAUGACCCACGAUGAGAUUCUUGCCAAUGCGCGCACGCUCAUCGGUGCAGGCAGUCAUACCACUGCAUCUGCCUUGGCGGGACUGACUUUCUACUUGACUAAAUCUCCCGAGGCAUAUAAUAGGCUCGCCGAAGAGAUCCGCUCCACUUUCUCGUCCGAAGAUGAUAUCAACAUGAAGUCUACCACCGCCCUUCCAUUUCUCCAUGCCUGUCUCGAGGAGGCACUGCGUAUCUACCCGCCGUUGGCAGAGACGCCUCCAAGGGUCUCACCGGGUGCUUUUGUGAAUGGCCAAUAUAUUCCCAAAGGGACCUCCGUUUCAGUUUACCAAUGGGCCACAAAUCACUCGCCGCGUAACUUCACCGACCCGGAUCGCUUCGCUCCGCAACGCUGGCUUCCCACCACGCAUCCAUUAUAUGAUUCGCGAUACGCAUCGGAUAAUAAGGAUGCCUCCAAACCAUUUGCCGCAGGGCCUCGCGAUUGUCUUGGAAAAUACCUUGCCUAUGCCGAAAUGCGAAUGGCCGUAGCUCGGCUACUGUGGAACUUCGAUGUUGAGUUAAAGGAUGGACAGGCGGAUUGGGUGACUCGUCAGCGAGUAUACAUGGUUUAUGAGAAGGGGCCGCUGAUGAUUCGGUUGAGACAGAGGGCUGGGCUUUGA
Penicillium daleae is the source of this 1542-nucleotide messenger RNA. Its product is annotated as cytochrome P450. The record is from RefSeq and is a predicted model, not a curated record. Gene Ontology annotation, molecular function: iron ion binding; monooxygenase activity; oxidoreductase activity, acting on paired donors, with incorporation or reduction of molecular oxygen. The transcript has 3 exons. The annotation marks the transcript as partial. Lineage: Eukaryota; Fungi; Ascomycota; Eurotiomycetes; Eurotiales; Aspergillaceae.